AAUCACGAAUAUGUCAACAAAAGUUCCGUGGUUUUUAUUUUCAGCGGAACUGAUUUGUUUGUCAAUUUAGUCAUGUAGCAAACGUACGAUUUUUCCACUUGCCCGAACGUAUUGUGCGUCUCUUUCAAAAUGACGAAAAUUUUUUUGUAUGCUACAGUUUAUCUCUUUAUAUAUUUAUUAAAAUCUAGUGAAGCUAAAGAAGACACCAAACUCCUUUUCGUUCAGAUUCUAUUCAGGCAUGGUGACCGUGCUCCUAUUAAUUUGUAUCCAAAUGAUCCUAACCCAGAAAGCUUCUGGCUAGAAGGAUUGGGCAAAUUAACUAUGCUUGGAAGGAAGCAACACUAUGCUGUAGGAAAAUUUUUUAGGCUUCUGUAUGAAAAUUUUACUACAUCAAGUCCUCUCGAGAUAGAUGUGAUAAGUUCAGCCAAUGAUCGAUGUAUAAAAAGUGCUGAAACGAACCUUGCUUCUUUCUAUGCUCCUAGUUCAAAAUGGCAAUUUGAUAAACAUCUAAAAUGGCAACCAAUUUCCAUUUCAUACAUUCCAAAAUCUGAAGAUAAAUAUCUUGAAACUGAGAGUUACUGUCCCAGAGCUUCAGUAGAAGAAGAAAAUGUGGUCAAUUCACCUGGUGGUCAAGCAUUUAUAGCCAAGCACAAGGAAAUGUUUGAAAAUUUGACAUACUAUAGUGGCACUUCUAUUACAGAUUGGUUGAGUGCAUCAUAUUUCCAUGAUACAAUAUUUAUUGAGAAAAAAUACAAUCUUACUGUUCCAUCCUGGGUUGAGCCAUUUUGGGAUGAGCUAGAAACAGUUGCUGAUCUUUCUUUUUUCUGGACUUUUAAUUCACCUUUACUCCAUCGACUUCGUGCUGGUCCUUUGCUUCAAAAAAUAAUUGAAAAAAUGAAUUUGAAGUUAUCUGGUGAUAUCCCAGAUCAGAAAGUGCAAAUUUAUUCUGCUCAUGAUACCAAUAUUGCUGUGGUUCUAGCAGCCCUAAAUCUUUUCAAUAUGAAGCAACCACCAUAUUGUUCAUCUCUUUUAUUUGAACUUUAUGAGAAGAAUGGAAAGAAUGUUAUUCGUCUACUUUACUUAAAUUCCACCAAUCCUGAGAAGGAAAUGCAAACUCCACAUGUGCUGAAAAUUGAAGGAUGUUCUGAAUUUUGUCCUCUUGAUUAUUUUAUAAGCUAUACCAAAAACUUAAUCCCUGGAGACUGGGAACAAGAAUGUGAGUUAGAUAAAUCUUUCAUUGAAAAAGUGAAAGAAAAAAAUAUAACCAUAGCUCUAUUUGUUGCUAUGAUAGGUGUUACCAUUAUUGUGAUGACUGUUUAUGCAGUAUGGAGGUUUCAUAUUCGUAAAGAUAAGUAUUCCUAUCACCUCAUGCCAAUGAGUUGAACUAAGUGAAACUGUAAGUCUGUGAUAUUCCAGAAAGAAAAGAAAUUUGUUCUGUUUCAUUUACAUUUUCAGUUUUUUCUGAAGUAAAAAGGAAUGUGUUAACACAUUCAGUUAAGAACAAGAUAAAAAAGGUAUUUUUCAUAUUAUCAUUGUACAGAUAUAAUAAUUAAAGUCAAGUUUACUGUAGUUUAUACUGGUAAAAAGUAUUUGUAUUGACAUUAUUUUUGUGUUCAUGUAAAUAUAUUUAGUGCUCAAUUUUAUGGACUUAUUUAUUACCAAGAGUCUGUCAUUCAUAAUGAUUUAAAUGAAAUACAGUAUUAAUUGGGAUCGGGAUCUUGGAUUUAUGUAAAUAUGGAUAUCAUUGUUAUUAAACUUUGAAAAAAAGAAAAAGCAAAUGAAUGAGAAUAGUUUUUAUUUGCAUAAGAAUCAAUUGUACAAAAUAUUGUGGACUUGUUUAUUUAUAUAGGUACUUGAAUUUUAUUUUAUAUAAAUGCACAUAGACAUUUUAAUCAAGAUACAUCGUUGGUAAAAUUAUUGUAAAUCAUAAUACAUAAUUUAUUAUAAUUAUUGCUAAUGUUAUUUUAAUUAAAUAUUAUCAUUUGUUCAAUUUUAUUAUGCUAUUUCUGUCCAGAUUGUUUGCAGAAUGCUUCUGCUGUAUAAAAUUCUCCCCUCCCUAAUUUUAUCUGUUCUGGUAUUCUGUUUCAGAUCUUUUAUGUCAUCAAUAAAAAAUGUGUUAAUAGAAUUAAAAUUUUUGAUAAACCUUCUAAAGAAACUUUAUAAAUGUUUUUAAUGCUUUGCAUUUAUUUGCUACUAAGGAAAUUAUUUCAUUGUGAAAUACCAAACAUAGUUGUAUUUAUAAAAUAUUACACUUUGCAACUCUGUAUAGUUUGUAUGCAAGUCUUACUAAGUUUUCAGUAGUAUUUCAAGUUUUUGAGUACUCAGAACUUGUAUUUUUAAAAGUCUCCAUUGUAGAAAGUAUACAUUUUAUGCACCUUUUUUUAAUUCAUAUAAAUUUGUAAAAUCUAGAGUCCAUUGUAGUGAGUAGUAGAUGUAUUGCCUAGUUUCAGUAAUAUGAAAUUCCUUUAGAAAUUCCAUUCCUCAUAGUAUACUACAUAUAUUUCUAUGUAUGAGUCAAGAAUUUUUGGAAUAAACGAUCCAAAAAUUUAGCUUUAGAAAAAUCUAAAGCUAAAUUACAAAGGUUGGCGUUUACAUGGAUCCACUAAUCUUUCAAAAAAACGUAGGUACUUUUCUGUUAGCUGAGCACAAGUGAUAAAUUACUAAAUAUCUCACUUUUUUGUUUCUUAAGUUUAUGAAAAAAAUUAAAUGAGUUAGUUGUAUUUUCAAAAUUGUUUAUAAAGCUGGUUUGUUGCAUUGUUGCCAAAAUGAAAGAUCCAUUUUUGGCAAAAUUUGCACCAGGCCUUCUCAAUGGAGAAAUGCCAAACAAUCAUAUUGUUGUUAAAAUUUUCAGAUAAGAGGAUCACCCAUAGUUUGAAAUUUGCCAUAUAAUAAUUUCUUUUCCAACUCAUCUUUCAGGUAAAUAAAAUGGUACAGAAAAUAAGACUAGCACAGAUACCCCAAACUGUAUACAAGACAAAAAAUGAAUGGGGAAAAUGUGAUAGCUGAAAAUAGGAUUACAAGAGUUAAAACUUCAUUGUUGGCAUCUGGGAUUUUACUUAGUAGCGAUUUGAUUGGAAAAUUUUCCACCUAUUUUACCUACUUGGCAACAUUUUUGCUUUCAUCUAAAUAUGUUUAAAUUUUAAAGGAUUUUCCCCUUUUCAACUUAUAUAUAUGGAUUUUGAAUUUGGGGUAAAUUUUUGAAAUAAAAACGCACUUUUGGCUUUUACAUGGAUUAAUUUAUAUAUUGAAAUGUGUGAUAUUUAUGUGUACCAUUUAAAAACUUUGCAAUAAUCCUUACAUUUACAUCAUGUAACAUUAUUAAUCAUAAUAUUUGAAACAUUACGUAUAUAAAUGCAAAAAAACUCUAAAAUAUAUUGGCUAAAUAACUGUGUGUAAUUUUUCUGAAUAAGAAAUUAUAAACAAUAUAUAACUGCCUUUAUAUGAACUAUUUCUUGGUGUAAAUUUAAAAGUUAUUCAUGUGACAGUAAUUAUUUCUUAAACUGGUUAUAUGGCUGUGUUUAAUUCUGAAUUAAUGCUCUGUUAUUAUUAUUAUUUAAUGUUUACAUGGUUUCAUGUAUUUAUAUAUUAUGAGAAAUUGUAAUUUAAGCAUAUUUGUAUUUCUUUUAAGCUUAUUUCUUGUGUUAACCUCUCAACUCUCCCACAAAGUUGUCAGUUAUUGAUGUCGCACUGAUGAUGAUUUUUCACUAACCUAACACAUUAAAAACAAUAGCUGGUUUAAAAAAAAUGGUACUACACUGAAAAUUACAUAAAACAGCAACAAAAUUUAAAACACAAAAGCAUCCAUAAUGAAACAAUCAAAAUAUCAUAAAACCAUAAUAAAUUUACUAAAUUAAAAAUAUUACAAACAUCCACUUAACUUCCUAUUUUCUUGGUCUUCUGUCUGUAUUCACAGCAGUAUUGCAAAACCAAACUGGCACUGCUUUCCAUGUACGCAUUGACCUGUUUUAAGUUAAAAAGGCAGACUGCCAUAUUUCUGGAAAAGAAAAGAAAAAAAAAAAAAAAAUGCAACGCUUUCAUUUUCAUUAGCAGGCACACGGUAGCGUUAUGAUUCAUUGCGAGGAAAAAAAAUCACAAACAUGACCCUCAGAUAUCAAAGCCACACAAAUUACUACCACCACUACUAAAAUGCUGCUCGCAUAAUGCAUGUGCCAAUAGUGGGUUGCCAGAUAAAUACAUGUACGUAAAAUUAUGGGUUGCUACAUUGUCAACAUAGUAUUUUGCCCAGUGAUUCUUGUCAAAUUGAGGAGAUAAUGUAAUAGUGCCAUUUUAUUUUUUAGCAAUAUUGUACAUUAGAAAUUUGUCUAUGUAAAGGUAGAAUUUUGAAUUAUAUAAUCAUGAAAGUGAAAUAAUUGGGAAAAGUUGUUAAGAAUAAAUAUUUAUGUAAUAUAUAAUGCAUUUGCUAUUAGGUUGAUUUUGCAUUUUCGAGGUAAUUAUUUAUUUCUCUUUCAAGUUUUAAAUCAUUAGAAGUUAGUACAGCAACAUUGUGUUCAAAACACUGAAGAUCUGAAACUUUUUUUUUUGAAAAAUAUUUAUUUUUUGUGUAUUGAUGUUAGUAUGCAAUCUACCACUUUUAGUUAAUUAUUUAUUUCUUAUAUGAUGUUGUUAAAGUGCAGUUUUUAAAUAUGAAAAUAAACAUUAUUAAUUAAGAAGGAACAAAUGAAAAUGAUUUCAAUAAUUAAUUCAGUUAUGUAAUAAACUACUUUCAUUAAAUUUAAAUUGUUUCCAAGUUAACUGAACAAAAGAAAGAUUGGCCCUAAAAGAGCCGUUUUUAUGAGUCAUUCAGCCAUAUACCAUACGCAUGUCAUGCAGCAUGGGCAAAAAAUGAUCUUUGCUUUAAUUAAUGCAUUAUCAGCCAUGCUUCUACAAGAUAAUAUGAAACAUUUACAGAUGUGAUUUACUUUAACUUCAGAAUCUCCCAACAUGAUUCAAUUGUUUGAGCAUUAGUACUAUUUUCAGAACCGACAAAGUUCUUUUAAAAAUUACAGUUUGAUGAUACGAUCACAAAAGCAGUAAGUUGCAUACAACAUCAAUACCAUUAUUUGUUAUCAAGCUAAUUCAAUGAUCAUUUUAACUAAAAUAUAUAAAGGAGAGAAUAUCUUUUAAUAAUAUGAAUGUGGCAAUUUUGAGUCAUAUAUUCGUCUUAUAUAUAGAGAGAGUCUUAUAUAUAUAUAUAAUGUUGUAUGAUCUUAAAUUCGCUUAGUUCGAAAACAAUGCUAAAUAGCAGCUAUUAGCGCUAUUUAUCACUUACUUGAUGCACUCACUCUAUAUAUUAUCUCCAGUUUUAUUUUUAUUUUUAAGUUUAAAAGUUUUUCUACAAAAACUUUUCUUUUUAGAUACUUCUACUAAAAUUAAAAUUAGGAGAUAUAUAAUCAAUAUUUCUUUAGUUAAAAAAUUAUUAUAUAUAUAUGUAAGAAAUUUUAUAUUUAAGUUUUGCUCUUUUGUUUUGUUUCACCCAUUGAUAUGUAUAAGAUCACAAACAGAAGUAUUUAGUUGAAAGAAAAUUUAUUGAUUAAUAUACAUUUCAAGAUAUAAAUUGAGCUCCUUCCCCCCCCCCCCCCUUUUUUUUUUUUUUUUUUUUUUUUUUGAGAGAGAGAGGGAGAGAAAAGAACAUUCUUGAAAUACAGAAUAUUCCAUAAAAAUAGCAUCCCAUCUUUUACAGUUAUGUAUAGUUGAAGAAAAAGACAUGCAUAACUAUUCUUGAAUAGAAAAAUAUGAUUAAAACCAGGUAUAAUAAUUUCUGCAAGUAGUUAUCUUCUUUAUUCAAGUUUCCAUUCUUUUCACACUAUUUUUUGUUUCCCAUUUCCAUAGUUUGUUUAGAUAUCUUUCUAAUUCUUACCAUUGACCUUUAGUUUUUGUAAGUUUUAAGUUUUGCUGCAGCUGUUCUCUUGAAAGUAGCUCAUACAAAAUAUUCAUGUGCAAUAUUCAGUUAAAUUGUACCUACUUGUAAAAAAUUAGUUCAGAGUAUGAAUACAUGCACAUCUAAAAUUGUUAAUCAUUUUCAAAUGCAAGCAGUGCCGGAUUUACGUAUAAGAAAGAAAGAAAAAGAAAAGAAAAGAAAAUGUGACUUAUGUGCCUCAUAAAGUGCCCCAUAUCUCAAAUAGCUUAGCAUCUCGUCAAAUCUAAAUCCAGUCGUGAAGGCAAGGAAAAUAUUAGUCACAUUGAAUGACCAAAUGUUAAAUGAGUUGAUUUCAGCAAGAGGUAGGGAUGCUCUUGGAGUUAUUUCAUGAAAUAUUUUACAUUUUAUAUCGGGUUUCUUCAUAUUUAGAGUUUUUAUGUUUAAAUGUUGUCUGCUAAGGUUCCGUAGUAUCAGAUCUAACUAAAAACUUUGCUAAUAAAAAACAAAAUUUGGCUAAGACAAAUUCUAAUUUUUCAAGAACAACUGAGUAUUGUAAGUUUAAUAAAUAUAUAUUCGAAUAUAUUUAAAUAUAAUAUAUUUAAUAUUAAUGUAUAAAUAUAUUUAUAGUCUUACCAUUUACAUUUAAAUUCUUAUCAUUAUGAAAUUUUGAGAAAUACUUUAUUUAGUUUAGCAGUUAAAUUAUAUUUUUAAUCAAAUUUAUUUUCAUCAGCUAGAUAAACGCAUCCCCAAUGGAGGUAGAGGCAGUAUCACUAACUUUGAGAAACACUGGUUUAAAUUUUUUAUAGCUUCUAAAAAGUAACUUGACAAAUUAGAAUUUUGAAAAUAAUUAUUUACGUGAAAUAUUUUGAUUAUUCAUAAAUUUUUUAACUAGUCUUCACUGCACACCAAUGGCCAAAUGAUUAAAAUCACUGACAUCUGGCAGUUCCAAUUUGACGAUUUCUGGUGGAAGAAGUUGAUCUUAUGGGUUUCUCAAUCCAUAUAAUUGUAAAUUAUCAUCAGCGUCUUAGGACACUCAUUUUAAAAUUUUGAGUAAAAAGUAUAAUUACUGCUGACUUUGUUUCAUGUUACCUACCUAUUCUUUGGCUUCCAGCUAAAAUAUUUUUGAUGUAAAUGUAAGAUUAUAAAUUAAAACUAGAAUGUAUGUUGCAUUUGAUACUAAAGGUAUGAUGAAGUAUGGAAAUAAUAUAGUGCAAUUUGCAUUUAUGCAGCUCCUGUAUGGUUGUCAAAUUUGAUAUUUUAUUUGCAUUUUAAAAGAGCAGAAGUAUAACAUACAGUCAUUUAAAUGUCAUUAGAUGAAUUGUGUAUUCUUUCUGUGAAAUGUUUUAACAUUCCAAUAAAUAUUUAUUGUAUUUUAAA
This is a messenger RNA of Stegodyphus dumicola, 7234 nucleotides long. RefSeq names its product prostatic acid phosphatase-like. Lineage: Eukaryota; Metazoa; Arthropoda; Arachnida; Araneae; Eresidae. Gene Ontology annotation, biological process: dephosphorylation. Gene Ontology annotation, molecular function: phosphatase activity. The record is from RefSeq and is a predicted model, not a curated record.